CUCAACCAAACCAACCUAUUGUAUCCCAAGUAUGAAAUCCCGUAAGAACGUAUAGAAUGAGAAUCUCUUCUUGCUGAUUCUGUUUCAUAAUUCACUCGGUUGCGAGCGAAGGAGUAUAUCAGAAAGAAGAGACUGAAAACGAAACAAGUCAACAAAAAGUAACACAGACCCUAAGCGAGGUGACUGCGUCUUACUCUUACCGGGAUCCUUUUGACCUUUUGGGUUCAGUUCAAGUUCAAUGGGUCCUAAACAAUGUCAAAUCUGCCACAAAGCUCAAUCCAAGUACAAAUGCCCUAAAUGUUACUUACUUUAUUGCUCUCUGGCCUGUUUCAAGAAACACAAAGAACUUCCAUGUGUCAAUCCAACACCUUCAGAAACUAAAACAGCUGAUUUGGAAUCACAUGUAGAAAAGCCAUCAGUUGUUGAUAAUGCUGUUGUGGAAGCACCUGUAGAAAAGCCAUUAGUUGUUGUUGAUAAAACAGGCGAAGUGUUGCAACAAUUCCAACUGGAAGCUAUAGCCUCUUCCAGUGAGAUUCGUGAUGCUUUGAAUGAUAAGGCCCUUCAAGAACUAAUUUGCCAAAUCGAUUGUUCUUCAAAUGCAGAGAAUGAACUUGAUAAAGCUAUGGCAGACGAGGCAUUUCGCUUGUUCACAAACAAGAUUUUAUCAACUAUCAACCCCUAAAUGCAAGCACUUAUUGCUGAAAGAAGAAUUUUUGGAAGAAAGUCAGAUACGAAAGAAAUAGCAGAUAAGCCUUGAUUUUCUGGUUUCGGUUACUAAGUAUGUCUUUUUUCAUUUGUACAGGUCUACCCUGUUAUUCAGCAUUUGUAUCGUUCAUUGUGCUCAUGUAUUGUUAGAAAAUUAAUUUCGAUACACUUGGAUUUUUUGCGAGUAUAAUAUAAUCCCCAAAUCUGUAAGUGUUGCCUUUUGCAUCCUUGAUUAUAAUAUACUGAAGUUGUCAUUUUAACUGGA
Molecule: messenger RNA, 970 nt
Organism: Medicago truncatula (barrel medic)
Lineage: Eukaryota; Viridiplantae; Streptophyta; Magnoliopsida; Fabales; Fabaceae
Product: zinc finger HIT domain-containing protein 3
Exons: 8
Coding region: 239-682 (147 amino acids)
Biological process (GO): maturation of LSU-rRNA from tricistronic rRNA transcript (SSU-rRNA, 5.8S rRNA, LSU-rRNA); snoRNA localization; box C/D snoRNP assembly
Cellular component (GO): pre-snoRNP complex; nucleus
Source: RefSeq, a predicted model, not a curated record